GGAAACGUCCGUGUCAACGUACAGGGUUUCGGUCGUUUCACAGAGGUGCUUGGUUGUGCAAAGUUGUAGCCGUCUUCGAUCAUCGCACUCUUCAACCCGACUCGAGAUGCAGACGCCGUACGGCAGCGAAAACAAGGAAACGGACGAGUUCCUGACCCGCAUGGCGGCGAGCGCCGUCCCCGCGCCGCAGCCAUCCCGUACCCGACGCCCUGUCAUGAUGUGCGCGGCCUUUUUGGCCACAUGCGCCGCGGGGGCGCUCGGGCUUGUGUCCGAGCGCAAUGCAGUGCAUUCCACUGCCCAAGUCCAGACAGCCAACUUUGAACUCCAAGAGAGCGGGAGCCUCGACGUCCAGCCAUCCCCAUCGAGCGACAUCGUAUUUCCGUGGCAAAGUAUCGGCGUCAACUUGUCCGCGACGCCCACGCCGUUCGUGGCAAACUGGACAGCGAUCGACACGAACACCGACGGAAGCAUCAGCCUGAACGAACUGCUCGGGUACUUGACGACUCAAAAGGAUGCCCAGGUCGCGAAAAUCGAGGCCGCCGCCGCCGCCGCCGUCGCGCAGGUGCAAUCCACAUUUGACCAGCACACGAGCUGCAUCAAGACCGCGUACAGCGAGCUGAUCGACGCCAAGACUACCAGCGACAAGAAGGAGAUCCUGACCGCGUCGGAGCUCGGAUCUGUCCUCAUGUACGCUCGCGACCACUGCUACUACAAGACUACGCCGACACCCACAACUGCCGUGGACGGUGGCGACGUCGUCAUCGCCACCACCACGCCAGCGCCGUCUGGAGCCACGACGACAACAAGUGCCCCAGAGCCAAGCGCCACGACGACAAGUGCCCCAGAGCCAAGCGCCACGACGACCACACCAGCGCCAACCACGACGGCGAGUUGGGCGGAACCGACCACGACGACGCCGAGUGUCACGUUCUACGUCCCAUCGCGCGAGGAAGUCCUCAAGGAACUGGCUUCGUCCAUCGAUGUCCUCGGCAACCAGACCAACUUGACCAAGGCGUUUGCGCUUGCCGUGCUCAACCAGACUCGAGACAAUGUGACGGCCAAGAUCGACACGACGUGGUUCAACUCGGACGGCGAGCGCGCUGUCGCCAGGGCCGAGGUGGCCAAGUACUUUGGCACGCUCACGUCGUGCGUGAGCAUCGCCAUGUCGAUUUUUGGACGGUACAUCAAUGUUCUCGAUGCGUUCGAGCUAGCGCCCGCGCUCGCGUGGAUUCGGACCACGUGCAUGGACACGUCCGACGCCAAGUUUGGCAAGACCGACACGAACCAGAACAACGUGAUCGAAGAAUUUGAAGUGAUGGCGGCAAUCGUCCAGAUUCGAGACAACAAGCUCGCGGCCCUCGCCAACGUGACCGACCCGACCGCGUACCAAGCUGCGUUCUUUGCCACGCGGCAGUUGUACGGACAAACCAUGGAGUGCGCGCACAACGGCAUCACCCAGUUGGGGGACCCGGUCGCACGCACACUCUCACGCGAACAAUUUUACGGCCUCGAGGCGUGGAUGCUCAGCCACUGCAGCCUCGUCGAGCCUGACGUGACUGUCGUUGGCCUCCUUCCAAACGCCACGAUCCUUGGCGGCAACUUUUCGCUCGGCAACAUCGUGACAUUCCUCGCCGACGCCAAGACCAUGUACACGGCGGCCGUGCCUGUCAACGACACGUACCACGCCGCUACGAUCGAAGACCACUUCCGCCUCAUCGAAGUGUGUUUGAACGGGUCGUAUGUCCAGCUCAACGUGACGAACGAAACAGCGUACGCUUCGCUCGUGACGACUGUCCAGACGUGCGUCGCGAAGAGCGUGCCGGUCACGAUGCCAGUGGGGGUGUUCCUCAGCCGUCCCGAGUUCCAAGCCCUGCUCGAGCUCACGUGGGCCGCUGAAAACGCGAGCUUAGAUGCGCAAAUCCGCCAAGCCCAGGCGGCCCUGGACAAACUCAAAGCCAAGAAGGCUGCACUUGCAACGUGUAUCGUACAGGCCGUCGACAACGCGGCGGCAGGCGAAGCCAAGAUCCCGCAAUCCCAGCUCGUCCCGGCGCAGAGCUUUACCAAACAGUGCUACGUCAAGGCGACGUCCGCCUAGGACCAUGUAGAAGGUGUCUGCCCGGUGAUACAAAUAUACGAUUCCUGUGGA
This is a messenger RNA of Aphanomyces invadans, 2146 nucleotides long. RefSeq lists its product as hypothetical. The record is from RefSeq and is a predicted model, not a curated record. NCBI's taxonomy places the organism in Eukaryota, Oomycota, Saprolegniomycetes, Saprolegniales, Verrucalvaceae. The coding region runs from base 107 to 2095 and encodes 662 amino acids. The transcript has 5 exons.